Messenger RNA from Labrus mixtus (cuckoo wrasse), 8535 nucleotides. Its product is annotated as protein unc-13 homolog A-like. The coding region runs from base 203 to 5821 and encodes 1872 amino acids. Gene Ontology annotation, biological process: synaptic transmission, glutamatergic; presynaptic dense core vesicle exocytosis; synaptic vesicle maturation. Lineage: Eukaryota; Metazoa; Chordata; Actinopteri; Labriformes; Labridae. Gene Ontology annotation, cellular component: presynaptic membrane; synaptic vesicle membrane; presynaptic active zone cytoplasmic component. The record is from RefSeq and is a predicted model, not a curated record. Gene Ontology annotation, molecular function: diacylglycerol binding; syntaxin-1 binding; calcium ion binding. The transcript is spliced from 42 exons.
GGGGGGACGAGGAAUUCACUCCCGUGUGUCCUGUCUGAGGAGCAACAGCUCAGCAAAAGAGACAAACCUGCGCUGACAAGAUGGUGUGUUUCCGGGGACAUUUCAGGGUAACCAGUUUGACGGAUUGACUGAAGGGACUGACCAAACAAAUCACGGAGCACUCAGUAGAGGACAGCCGGGGAGGCUCACGCCGCUAUCAGAGAUGUCCCUGCUGUGUGUGGGAGUGAAGAAAGCCAAGCUGGAUGGACCCCAAGAGAAGUUCAACACUUAUGUGACCCUCAAGGUACAAAAUGUGAAGAGCACAACCAUUGCUGUCAGGGGCAACUUGCCCAGCUGGGAGCAAGACUUCAUGUUUGAAAUUAACCGCUUGGACCUGGGUCUGACAGUAGAGGUGUGGAACAAAGGGUUAAUCUGGGACACCAUGGUCGGCACGGUGUGGAUCCCCCUCCGGAGCAUUCGACAGUCUAAUGAGGAAGGUCCAGGCGAGUGGCUCACACUGGACUCUCAGGUCAUCAUGACUGAUAAUGAGAUAUGUGGCACCAAAGAACCCACUCUUCACCUGGUGCUGCUCGACACGCGCUUCGAACUGCCUCUUGAUAUCCCUGAGGAUGAGGCACGGUACUGGGCCAAAAAACUGGAGCAGCUCAAUGCCAUGAGGGACCAAGAUGAGGAGCAAGAACGCCCCCUCCGUGCACCAGGAACCCAGUGCUGUAACUGGAGUCUUUGGGGAGACCAACAAAAUGAAGAUCCUGACAGCGCAGUGGAUGAUAGAGACAGCGACUACCGAAGCGAAACCAGUAACAGCAUCCCCCCUCCCUUCUACAGCACAUCCCAGCCCAACGCCUCUGUCCACCAGUAUCCAAUCAGCCAGCAGCAUCGCAACUCCAGAAGUUACUCUUACCCACGCUCUGGCAACAGCCAGGACCUCGAAUACAACCAACAGAGGACUGUCAGCCCCUCAGGGAGCUACGCCUCAUCUGCAGAGCUAAGUCGUUGCAGCAGUCAACUGAGCGAGGAGGACUACGGCGGCGAGUAUGGAGAAAGGGACCCUUACGACGAGAAUGACUCCUACCACUCCUGCCACUCGUCUGUGAGCUACAGCAAAGGCUCUCCAGACUGGGACCCUGAUGAGACCCAGGGGCAGUACAGUGACGAGGGCGGCUACAGCAAAGAUGGAGGAGAGGAGGCAGCUCUCUAUGAGGAGGAAGAUGGAGGACUGUAUGAGGGAGAAGAAGGAGGACUCUAUGAGGAUGAGGAGAUGAUGUAUGAUGAUGAGGAUUUGUACAAUUUGGAUGGGACCCUCAGUGAGGACUUGGAGCCUCCUUUCACCCCCACCCCAACAUCAACAGCUCCCACAACUUUGGAUGUACCUGGCUCCAGACCUCCUCUCGAAAAACAACCGUCUUUACAUCAACAGCAGCCCACUUCUCAACCCCCUAACCAAACACCCAACCAGUCUAAUCCUCCUGGCAUGGCCCCAUCAGCACAGCCCACUUCUGGUCAACCGACAGCCCAACCACUUAAACAGCCCCUUCCCCAAACACAGCCUCAGCCUCAGGCAGCCCCCUCUGCCACUUCCUUCUUCUCAAUGGCCAAACCGUUAACUGCUGCAGUCACAGGUUUGGCCUCUACUUUCCUGUCUUCUGUUCCCGCAGCUCAGCCCGCCCAGUCUCACCCUCCAGCCUCAGCCAUUUCUCAGCAACAGCAGCCUCCUGCAACUAGCUCUGUCCCUCCAUCUCACCCAGCCACCAUGGCUAACUCAGCCUCCCAGCCCCCCAACGCUUCUCUGGGCCCUCCCUCCCAACAGACUCCUUCCUCUGGGCCGCCUCAAUCCCAACCCAAUGGUCCUGCUACCACCCAGUCAGAACUACCCGAGGAACAGGAUCUCUACCUGGAGGAAGAACCAUGGCUAGAAGAGGAAAUGGAAUUGGAGAAGGAGGCCCCAACACCUCCCGCUCAACUAGAGGAGGAGCUCCCAGAGGAGGAUACAGAUGAGCGUUUUGAUGACAGCAGGCCGCCGACGCCAGUAGAGGAAAAAGAGAUGCCUCCUGAGAGUCCUCCAGUCAUAGAGGAGCCAAAAGAGCCAGUGGAUCCAGCAGUCAGAGCCAAAGAGAACUGGCUCAGAAUCUACAACAAAGUCUUAGAACAGCUUCGGGAGGCCCGCGGGGAGACUUCCAACUCUCUGUGGUUUGGUAAAGGAGGAAUGGGAGGUGCACUUUACAGUAUUGACAGCAUGCCUGACCUUCGCAAGAGGAAAGCCAUUCCUCUAGUCAGAGAUCUGGCUAUGUCUCUAGUGCAGAGCUCUCGUAAGGCUGGAAUCACCUCGGCCAUGGCUUCCACCACUCUCGGCAACGAAGAGCUGAAAAGUCAUGUUUAUAAGAAGACCCUGCAGGCUCUCAUCUACCCCAUCUCCUCCACCACACCCCAUAACUUUGAGGUGUGGACAGCCACCACCCCCACCUACUGCUACGAAUGUGAGGGGCUGCUAUGGGGUAUCGCCCGACAAGGCAUGCGCUGCUCUGAGUGCGGCGUCAAAUGCCACGAUAAGUGCCAGGAUCUGCUGAAUGCUGACUGUCUUCAAAGAGCAGCAGAAAAGUGCUCCAAGCAUGGUGCAGAGGACAGAACCCAGAACAUCAUCAUGGUUCUGAAGGACCGCAUGAAGAUCAGAGAGCGGAACAAGCCGGAAAUCUUUGAGCUCAUUCUGGAAGUGUUUGCCCUCGACAAAACAACGCACGGCACUCAAAUGAAACAAAUCAAGCAAAGCGUGCUUGAUGGGACCUCUAAGUGGUCAGCCAAGAUCAGCAUCACAGUUGUAUGUGCUCAGGGUCUGCAGGCUAAAGACAAAACGGGUUCUAGUGAUCCUUAUGUGACUGUUCAAGUUGGAAAGACCAAAAAGAGAACCAAGACCAUCUACGGCAACCUCAACCCCGUCUGGGAAGAAAAUUUCCAUUUCGAAUGCCACAACUCAUCUGACCGCAUAAAGGUUCGUGUGUGGGAUGAGGAUGAUGACAUUAAGUCACGUGUGAAACAAAGGUUUAAACGUGAAAGCGAUGACUUCCUGGGUCAAACCAUCAUUGAAGUCCGGACUCUGAGCGGGGAGAUGGACGUCUGGUACAACCUAGACAAGAGAACCGAUAAGUCUGCUGUGUCAGGAGCCAUCCGGAUGCACAUUAGUGUGGAGAUCAAAGGAGAGGAGACAGUUGCCCCAUACCAUGUUCAGUACACCUGUCUACAUGAGCAUUUGUUCCAGUACACCACUGAGGAGCAGAACGGCGGUGUUGUAAAGAUCCCGGAUGCCAAAGGGGACGAUGCCUGGAAGGUUUAUUUUGAAGAGACGGCCCAGGAGAUAGUGGACGAGUUUGCCAUGAGAUAUGGAGUAGAAUCAAUCUACCAGGCCAUGACGCACUUUGCCUGCUUGUCAUCUAAAUACAUGUGCCCAGGAGUGCCAGCUGUGAUGAGUACCCUGCUUGCAAACAUCAACGCUUACUACGCCCACACCACCCAGUCCUCCAACAACGUUUCUGCAUCUGACAGAUUUGCUGCAUCAAACUUUGGUAAGGAGAGGUUUGUCAAACUGCUGGAUCAGCUGCACAACUCUCUGAGGAUUGACCUAUCCAUGUACCGGAAUAACUUCCCUGCCAGCAGUCCUGAAAGACUACAAGACUUAAAGUCUACAGUUGAUCUCUUGACCAGCAUCACUUUCUUCAGGAUGAAGGUCCAGGAGCUGCAGAGUCCCCCCAGGGCGAGCCAGGUGGUGAAAGACUGUGUGAAAGCCUGUCUCAACUCCACCUACGAGUACAUUUUCAACAACUGCCACGACCUCUAUAACAGGGAAUAUCAGACAGACCCUUCAAAGGCUGUCCCUCCAGAUGAACAAGGUCCCAGCAUCAAAAACCUAGACUUCUGGUCCAAACUCAUCACACUUAUCGUCUCUAUCAUAGAGGAGGACAAAAACUCCUACACUCCUUGUCUUAAUCAGUUUCCCCAGGAACUGAAUGUUGGCAAGAUCAGUGCAGAGGUCAUGUGGAAUAUGUUUGCACAAGACAUGAAGUACGCCAUGGAGGAGCAUGAGAAGAACCGCCUGUGUAAAAGUGCAGAUUAUAUGAACUUACACUUCAAGGUGAAGUGGCUCUAUAACGAGUACUGCAAGGAGCUUACCACUUUCCAGAAGCACGUACCUGAAUAUCCCGCCUGGUUUGAACCAUUUGUCGUCAUGUGGUUGGAUGAGAAUGAAGAAGUGUCGAGAGAUUUUCUACAUGGAGCCUUGGAGAGGGAUAAAAAAGACGGGUUCCAGGUCACGUCAGAGCAUGCUUUGUUCUCCUGCUCCGUGGUGGACGUGUUCUCUCAGCUCAAUCAGAGCUUUGAAAUCAUCCGCAAACUCGAGUGCCCAGAUCCUCAGAUCGUUGGAAACUACAUGAAGAGAUUCGCCAAGACAAUCGGCAACGUCCUGCUGUCUUAUGCUGACAUCAUUGCAAAAGAGUUUCCAAAUCACGUGAAGAAGGAGAAAGUGCCAUGUAUCAUCAUCAACAACAUCCAGCAGCUCAGAGUUCAGUUGGAGAAGAUGUUUGAGGCCAUGGGUGGAAAAGAUCUCAACCUGGAGGCAAGCGACUUCCUCAAAGAGCUGCAGAACAAACUCAAUAGCGUCAUGGAUGACCUCAGCCGCAUUUUUGCCGUCAGUUUCCAGCCCCAGAUUGAGGACAACGUGAGGCAAAUGGGAGACAUCCUGGCACAGGUUAAAGGUCAAACUGUCCCAGCAAAUGGUAGUGUGGUUCAGGAGGCCGACAACGUCCUGCAGCCUAUCAUGGACUUCCUGGACAGCAACCUGUCGCUGUUUGCUAAGAUCUGUGAGAAGACUGUCCUGAAGAGAGUGCUGAAGGAGCUGUGGAAACUAGUCAUGAACACAAUGGAGAAAACAAUCGUACUUCCAACACUUACUGACCAGACGGGCACUCAGAUGAUCUUCAACGCUGCUAAGGAGUUGGGCCAGCUGUCAAAGUUCAAGGAGCACAUGGGGCGAGAGGAGGCCAAAGCUCUGUCUCCUAAACAAUGUGCAGUCAUAGAGCUAGCACUGGACACUAUUAAGCAAUAUUUCCACGCCGGUGGUGUGGGCCUGAAGAAAACAUUUUUGGAAAAGAGUCCAGACCUGCAGUCUCUACGCUAUGCCUUGUCCCUGUACACGCAGGCCACGGACAAGUUGAUCAGGAAGUUUGUCCUCUCGCAGAACGCUCAGGUCCACGGAGGGAAAGGGAUCAGGUACUCUGCCAAUGAAGACACGCCUCCAGAGAAAGCUUCUGGAGUCGAUGCAGUCGGCGAGGUGGUUAUGUGUGUGGACAUUUUACCUCAGCCUAAUGGAGAACACAAGAUCAGCGUGAAAGUGGUGGCUGCUAAUGACCUGAAGUGGAAGGCUCAGGGCUUCAGGCCAUUUGUUGAGGUCUACAUCAUCGGCCCCCACCUCAGUGACAAAAAGAGGAAAUUUGCCACUAAAUCCAAAAACAACAGCUGGUCUCCGAAAUUUAGUGAGAGCUUCCAGUACUCGUUGGGCACUGAGGUUGGUCCGGAGAGCUAUGAGCUGCAGGUGUGCGUGAAGGACUACUGCUUCGCCAGAGAGGACCGCACCGUGGGAAUUGCCUUGCUGCAGGUGAAAGAAAUCGCCAGCAAGAGCAGUGUCACCUGCUGGAUGCCGCUGGGCACACGCGUCCACAUGGACGAAACGGGCCUGACGGUGCUGCGCAUCCUCUCCCAGCGCAACAAUGACGACGUUGCCAAAGAGUUUGUCAAGCUCAAGUCAGACCAGCGCUCAGCUGAGGAGGGCCGUAGCUGAGGCGGGGUGGGGGUGGGGGCGGGUUAGGGGGGUGGCAGGGAGAGAGGACACACACGUGUGCACAAAACCCCAAUAGAUAUAGUAUUAUGCACACAUAAAACACACACACCUAAAGAAAUGUGCAAUACACAAGCACACACAAGAAAUGCUCUAUUGUACAUAUGUCUGCAUACAUUAUGCAACAUUUACAUUAAAAUGUUAUCAAUGCAAACACAGAGGAACAUGUUUAUAAAAUCUCACGUUUCAUUUUAAAUAUUCACACUCAGUAUAGGGUUAGCGUCAUGUUAGCAGCACUUCUCAGUCCCUCACUUUACCUUUCCUAAAAACACAUCACACCUUUUAUACGCUGUACAUGUAGGUAUGAUAGAAUUCAGUGUUGAAAAACAAACCAUGUGAAUAGAUCGAGAACGACCACUUUGCACUUUGGCUUCUCUGUGUCUUCGGGGGAGCAGCCCUCGCCUAGCUGUUCUCCUUUCGUCGUCUGUCCGUUUGUCCGCUUGCCUGCCUGAUUGUCGUUCUUCCAUUUUGUCAUCCUUUAUCCCCUUCUUCUCUCUCCCCUGUCGUUUGCUCUGCGUGGUCUUCCUGAGGUGUGAAGUAAAAGAUCUAAGAUCAGCUUUUAGCCCAAAAAUCCAUAUAGGAAAAAAACACACACACAAACAUACAUACAGUAUAUACAUCAAGACUGACCUUAGAUCAGCGUCCAGGGGCAACAUCACUGCUAAUGUGUCCUAUAAUGUACAAACAUCCUGCAUGUUGACCCCAGGAACACUGUGAAAACUCUACUGUCCCUCCUCCCUACAGAAAAGAUGGAUGCCUCUGUUAUUUUACCUGUGAGCAUGGUGCAUAUGUUACCCUGGCACAACCCGAUUUUAUCGUUUCAUCCUAACCAAAACUUCAUCAUCAUGGAGAAAACCCCCGAUGAUGUUGUAAUGUGGUAGCCUGUAAUGCGUCGAUAAAGGCAAAAGUCGAGGUGUCCCCCCCCCCCCCCCCCCACACACACACACACACACACAUCCCGUCAAACAGAGCAAUAUCCCAGUGUUACACAUCCCCACCCCUAUAGUGCACACAACUCCAAAAAGGGCUAAAGGAUCAGUGGACUGGGACGUUAGUUUACGCACUCAUACACACUGUCCUCGCUUCUGUUGGCAAAAUGGCCACAAGGAUUCCACCAUGUGCCCCAUCACACUGCACAAGUGACACUGUGGAGGAACUUGAAAUAAAUCCACAUGAAAGACACAACACUGAACGAUGCAUUCAAACACAUCUCUUAAAGGCAAUAGUGGUUUGUUUGUAUGUUCACUGAACCUCCUGGUUUAUAUGAUGAACAAAGCUCUCUGUGAACACUGAUGUGUCUUUGUUAUGGUGUGCGUGCAUGUAUGUGAGGGUGCAUGUGAGAGUAUGUGCGUGUGUGUGCUGAAUGUCACACCUGCACAAUGGGCUGAGUUGGAGAGCAAUAUAUUGUACCUACAUACCUAAAACACACUUUUUCUGUCAAUUUAACCACAGCAGCAGCAACUGCAAUAUGCAGAUCCUGGAAUGGAAUCAUGUUAUUUUUUGUGUGUAUGAAAAUUUAAGAUAUUUAUUUAUUGACUCCUAAUUCCUGCAUGAAGUGUGUAAGCUUUUUUCACAUGCUUUGGGUACGAGAGAAAUUUGUUCAUUGAUAUCCUAUACGCCUUUUUAGUAGGACCAAAUUUGCACGGACCAGAUCUCAAGUUGUUGUUUUUUUUUCUUCAAGAGAGAAGCCAUCAGAGUCGCCGCCAAGCUUUUAUUUCCAUGUUUGGGUCUUGUCAUGUGCGUAAAAUGAAUCCUUUCGUAUUCGUAGUCUUGAAGUUUGUUGGUGCAACUCGACAUCAGUGACAGUGAGUUAAAGCUGCAGUAGGUUUUUUCUCUCACUGUGUGGAGCUACACUAGACGUCCCUGCUGGCCUGUCACAUGUUGUCUUUACUAAACACUGUUGAAUCCUGCCAAAAACAAAGCUUUGAAUGUCACUCAUCCCCCUGCAGAGCCUUCUUUCCUCAAAGGGAUUGUAAAAUACAAAUCAUAACCAUGACUUAUUAUUUUUGUAAACUAGCCCUUUAAAAGGAGCUUGUUUCAUUGUCUGUAUUUGCUGUCUUAGGUGAAACAUGACCUGUCAGGUUGUAGCUCAAAGAGCAACAACAACAAAAAAUAAUGCAGAAUGUAGUCAGGGGCUCUAUUGGUUGCCUGCUUUGCAUUUGUACUCACACACAUUCACACCCCUACACACCUACACACACACACACACACACACCUAUACACAGAUCUCUGCUCAAGCACAAAAGGGCACAUGUAAGGAGACACACAUGCAUGCAUGCACGCCAACACAACUCUGUGGAGACCAAUGGCGCACACCCCUGUGAAUAGAAUCAACUUACAAUUGCAUGAAGGGAAACUUAAUUGUGCCAGCACGUGUCUCUUUGAUGUUACUCGGCUUUUUAUUUUACUUGUUCUUUACUUCCAAAGCAAUGUGAUGAGUCAUCAAUGUUUUUUUAAGGCUUGUGAAUACGUCAUCUGUAACCAAUAUGAAUGUAAUGUGAACACAGAACUCGCAUGAGAGAAUUAUUUUCUACAGGGGAUGUUUCUAAUUUGUUUCUUAUCAUUAUCGAUUGUUCUUUAAUGAGGAUGAAGAGGGACUGGAAUGCAGCCUGAUUGUGAUCUGCUUCCUAUUAAAGGGACAUUUCUGUCACACUCUA